UCCACUUUUGAUUAAACUCUAUGCGUGGGGGGGUAAACGUUGUAAAUUUUGACAGCUAUGGCAUCUCAUCCCACAAAAAACGUUUAUUUACCAAUUUAAUUGAAAAUACAUUUUGGGGCGAAUGUAUACACGAAAGAUUUAAAUAAACGUCGUUAAUUUAAAAUUGGGCGAUGUCGGAAAGUAGCGAUACGGAGGAAUUCUACGACGCGGAAGAUAACACCCCAAUACACGGGACUAGAAAAAGCCGUAAACCAUCCAAAGAAACAGAAAAGAAAUCGAUCCCUAUUGUAUCCGAAGAUGAUGGUGAAAAGGAUAAAAUCAUAGAAAUCGAGAAACAGGAUAGUUUUAAUUUCCAACCCCCUUUGGUAUUAUUGCAAGGUGGGCGAAAGAAAUUUAAAGAAAUCAGGCAAAAAUUAACUGAUGAUGAAGAUGUAGUUGUUACCAAUAACACACCUCCAAAUUCAACCUCUUCCAUUGAAGGUGUUUACGCUUCUGGAACUAAAACUUCACACCCUUUUAGGGUUAUUGAACAUGAUACUGUUAGUUUACAAAGUUAUAACUCUUUAUUACGAGCUGGAAGAAUCCCUAAUAUUCCUGAUGGAUCAAUCAUAUCAGAAACAAAACGCACAGCUUCAGCUUCCGCUUUAUCAAACAGUUCCCACGAUUCUUCCACAACCAGUUCGAAAAAUACCUCUGAAUAUCCAAGUACUAUAACUUUAUCGACUAACGUUGAAGUGGUACCAAUAAUAAAGCAAAAAGAAUGUCUUCCGUUACAAGAGCCGGAUGUUAUAGCAAGCACGAAAGCAAGUUGUUCGAAAAUAGCCGAAGAAAACGAACAACAACGUUCGAAAGAUGUCCCCAUAGCACCACCGAGGCGUAAGAAGAAAUUAAAGCGGGUCGGAUCAAGUCAAAGUUUAACCCCGUCUUUAUCAGCCGAUUCAUUUUCGGUUGUUCAACAAGCACUUUCAAGUCCAACGAGUACGAUUGAGUCGUUAACGAAAGAGUUUGAAUGCUCAUUAGAUAAAGGGAAAGUUAUACCGAAAAGUCAAUCGGAUUUAUCUGAAAAUAAAUCGAAAUCGGCUUCGAUUAAAUCGGGAUAUUCGUUGGAUAUUAAACAAAUUUCAAAGGGACAAUUUGUGGUUAAAGCACAAAAUGAUUAUGUACAGGAAAAUGAAGAGAGUAAUAAAACAUCUCGAGGUUCAGCUUCUCGAAGCAGUAUUGGUCAUUAUAGUUUGGGCCCACAUCGAACAACAAAUAAAAAACCCGCUUUAAAAGUUCGCCGCCGAUCGGCGGGAGAUGAAAACAUGCUCAAACAAAUAAAUUUAUCCGUUCGAACCCGAACUGAUUCUGGAAAACAAUUAACCGACCUUGAAAUUCUUGAACAAGUUACCGUUUUAAACCUAGACACCGGAGAACGAAUCCCUUUAAGCGUAGCCGAAGAUAAACUACCACAAUGCAUAAACCCCCUAUCUUUACACAUAAUGAGGUUAACAUCUGAGUAUGUAAGCAGUUCAAGUAUGGAAAAAGAAAAGGAAUCCGACGAGGAAUCGGUUUCUAGUAAACAAACAGUUCCGUUAGGUGAUUAUAACGAUGUUGAAAUUGGUAAAGUUCGUAGAAGAACCGAAAGGAUUAAAAGAUUUUUGGGUUCUACAGUUCGUAAAACUGUUGAUAAAGCAAAAAGUAUCGCCCAAGAGGUGUCUCACGCUCGCCAUAAAGAAGAUGUUGUUGAUUUGGUGGAUGAGGUUCACCCAGGGGAACAAAACAUUAAAUUAAAAGCGUCAAAUUCUCAUAAAGGACCAUAUGAAUUCGAAAAGAUCCAACAUGUUCAAGAAUUUAACGAACAUGAAGGUCCAAUUUGGUGCAUGAAAUUCUCUCAAUGUGGGAGACUUUUAGCUACGGCUGGGCAAGAUAAAGUUUUAAGGAUUUUUGUUAUUAAAAGUGCUUUUACUUAUUUUCAAGAUAUGCGUACAAAAUAUAACGCAGAAAAAGUUUCUCCAACACCAUCACAAGAAUCUUUAGUCUCCCAUCAUUCUUCAGAUAAUUCCGGAUUAGCAGCUUUGGAUGCUUUAAAUUCCGACGAAGCAAAUAAAUUAAUUUUUAUGCCAAAACCAUUUUGUACCUACACCGGACAUACUUCCGAUUUAUUAGACGUUUCUUGGUCCAAAAAUUAUUUCAUUUUAUCAUCAUCCAUGGAUAAAACCGUCAGGUUAUGGCACAUAUCUCGUAAAGAGUGUCUUUGUUGCUUCCAACAUAUUGAUUUUGUAACCGCGAUCGUUUUUCAUCCGAGAGAUGAUCGAUAUUUUUUGAGUGGUUCUUUAGAUGGGAAAAUCCGUCUGUGGAAUAUUCCAGAUAAAAAAGUAGCCGUUUGGACCGAAGUUGAAGGUAAUCCAAAAUUGAUAACAGCAGCAAAUUUCUGCCAAAAUGGAAAAUUUGCUGUAAUUGGAUCAUACGAUGGUCGAUGUAUCUUUUACACAACGGAACAUUUAAAAUAUCACACUCAAAUUCACGUAAAAUCGAGUCGGGGGCGUAAUUCAACAGGUCGAAAAAUUAGCGGGAUUGAAUCGAUGCCUGGGGAAGAUAAAAUUUUAAUUACAUCCAACGAUAGUCGGAUAAGACUUUACGAUUUACGCGAUUUAAAUUUAUCGUGUAAAUAUAAAGGUUACGCAAACGUUAGUAGUCAAAUUAAAGCCAGUUUUAGUCACGAUGGGAAAUACAUCGUAAGCGGAUCAGAAAAUCGAGAUAUUUAUAUUUGGAGAACUAAUCAUGAUUAUUCUAAAUUCUCUUCGGUGAGAAGAGAUCGAAACGAUUUUUGGGAAGCGAUUAAAGCGCACAAUGCUGUGGUGACUUGCGCAAUUUUUGCACCUAAUCCCGAUGCGAUCAUCAAAAUGAUUGAUGAAGAGAAAAAUCAAAACGAAGAAAAUUCAAACAAUGAAAAAGUAAACGAUCCUGUUGUUGAACAACGCACAAAAGGAUGUGGGGGUUAUGUUUUAGUUUCAGCUGAUUAUAACGGAUGUAUUAAAAUAUUUAUAAACAAAAUGAAACCGAAACAUAGUUCAUUACCGGCUUCCGCCCUUGCUUAAAAUCCAUCAAAAUAAAUAAGUAAAAUUUUUUUUUCUUAUUGGUUUAAAGUUAAAUAAACCAGGUUGUAAUUUCUAAUGUUUCUUUCUAUCAACUUAUUUAAUUACAAAGUUCUUAGCCCAAUUCAACUUGAAUUACUAACGAUUGUGAUUUUUAAUGAUUUUAAAACAAGAGUCAUAUAAUUUUAUACAUAGAAUUAUUGGUUAAAAUUGGUGUAAAUAUUAGUAGGAUUAAUUGAUUGUAGGUAAAUUUGUUUUAAUGUUAUAUUAAUAAACGAUAUAUGUUUGAAAUGGUGUCAAA
Molecule: messenger RNA, 3378 nt
Organism: Onthophagus taurus
Lineage: Eukaryota; Metazoa; Arthropoda; Insecta; Coleoptera; Scarabaeidae
Product: WD repeat-containing protein 44
Molecular function (GO): protein binding
Source: RefSeq, a predicted model, not a curated record